This is a messenger RNA of Mollisia scopiformis, 998 nucleotides long. RefSeq lists its product as uncharacterized. The transcript is spliced from 5 exons. The record is from RefSeq and is a predicted model, not a curated record. Lineage: Eukaryota; Fungi; Ascomycota; Leotiomycetes; Helotiales; Mollisiaceae. Gene Ontology annotation, biological process: protein folding in endoplasmic reticulum. Gene Ontology annotation, cellular component: EMC complex; membrane. The coding region runs from base 44 to 829 and encodes 261 amino acids.
CAAGCCUCUUGAUUUUGGGUUCACAACAACCUUCAAUCUCAAUAUGGCGCAGGUUCCUGUUCAGACGAUCCAUAGGGAUCCCCAGCUAUUCUACUGGAUUCUCAUCCCUAUUACGCUUGUUAUGAUCUUGACUGGAGUCCUUCGCCACUAUGCGACCGUUUUGAUGGCUUCGGCGCCCAAGAGGCAAGAUAUGCCCACCCUUCGAGAACAGCGAUCCUUGAUGCGAGGUAUCAAUCUUCGUGCGAAUGCCAACGCAAUUUCCCCAGCCUCGUUCCAAGCUCGAAAGGAUUAUCUCGUCAAUGCAUAUGAGAGUGGAGCUUUCUUAAAGGAGCCAGAGAAGAAGGGACAAGGAGCACCAAAUCCAAUGACGGAUCCUGCGGCUAUGGAGGGAAUGAUGGGUAUGAUGAAGGGCAAUAUGGCUAUGAUUGUCCCGCAGACUUUGAUUAUGGGAUGGAUCAAUGCUUUCUUCAGCGGUUUCGUGAUCAUCCGAUUACCCUUCCCGUUGACGAUCAAGUUCAAGAGUAUGCUUCAGGCCGGUGUUGCUACGAGAGAUAUGGACCCCCAAUGGAUGUCCUCCAUCUCGUGGUACGUUUUGUGUAUCUUCGGGCUGCAGUCGGUGUUCAAUUAUCUUCUUGGAAGUGAUAACGCUGCGAGUCAAAUGGCACAGCAGAUGGGUUCAAUGGGACCAGGUGCGGGAGCUCAAAUGUUCGGACCGGGCGUUGACCCAGACAAGCAAUUCCAAGGAGAGGCAGAGAACUUGGCCGUGCUGGCGCAUCAGUACACAUUGGAGGGUGUUGAGGACAGAAUUCUCAACACUGUGAGGGUAUAAUGUUAAAGUUGCAUCUAGACAACCGGGCUAGUGCUGCUGGGUUUCAAACUCAGCACUCACUUGAAGCUGUACUACCUCGAUCUAGACUCUCCGCUACCUCGUGACGGCGAGCAAAAUGAAUGAGAUUACAUGAUCCAUCCCACCCCUCGAAACCUCAGCUCAUGAAAGG